CGGCCAUGGCGGUGUCGGCAGCGGCCCGGCGUCGAUGGCGGUGGCUUCGAGGCGUCCUGGCGGCGGCGCUGGGGCUCGGGACCGCCCGGGUGUCGGCCUUGGAGGUGUUCACCCCGGCGGAGGCCUUCGCGGCCAACGGCACGCAAGUGAAGCUCGAGUGCACCUUCAAAUCGGAAAACGUGGUCACCAGCUCCACCUCGUUCUCCUGGAGCUUCCUGGCGGAGGGCCAGCCCUACCCCGUGUCGUUUUUCCACUACUCCCAAGAAAAGGUGUACCUGGGGGAUUACCCCCUCUUCGCGGGCAGGGUCACCUGGGCCGGCAACAUCAACAAGAACGACCUGUCCAUCAGCAUAGACAACGUACAGUUCAAGCACAAUGGCACCUACAUCUGCGAUGCCAAGAACCCGCCUGACAUCGUGUCCCAGCCGGGCCACAUCCGGCUCCUCGUGGUGAAGAAAGAGAACCUGCCCGAGAAGCAGAAGAACUUCCCCAUCUGGGAGGUGGUGGGCAUAGUGACCGCCGUGGUCCUGGGCUUCACGCUGCUCAUCGUGAUCAUCCUGGCCGUCUGCUCCCGCAAGAGGAACAAUAAGAGAGAUUACACCGGCUGCAGCACCUCAGAGAGCUUGAUGUCACCGGUUAAGCAGGCUCCGCGGAAAUCUCCCUCCGACACAGAGGGGCUAGUAAACAGCCUGCCUGCUGGAUCGCACCAGGGCCCAGUCAUAUACGCGCAGCUAGACCACUCCGGAGGCCAGCACAGCAACAAGAUCAACAAGUCAGAGUCGGUGGUGUACGCCGACAUCCGGAAAAAUUGAGAGAGCCUCCCUCCCCCGACCCCCUCCCCCACCGGACCCCCCGAGCCCAGGUUCCGGCCGAAAUCAUUCGAAGAAAAGGGGACCCGGAAAACCACCCCGCGGCCUCAGAGACAGAAGCCGGGACCCGGCACGGGGAAGCUCCCCGUGGGCCAGAGGGGGAUCUAUCUGUGUGUAUGAAUUGUAUUUAUAAAUGUUCUAUUUAACCGAA
This is a messenger RNA of Tachyglossus aculeatus (Australian echidna), 1020 nucleotides long. It is a transcript of the gene MPZL1, whose product is annotated as myelin protein zero like 1. The record is from RefSeq and is a predicted model, not a curated record. Lineage: Eukaryota; Metazoa; Chordata; Mammalia; Monotremata; Tachyglossidae. The coding region runs from base 6 to 812 and encodes 268 amino acids. Gene Ontology annotation, cellular component: membrane; focal adhesion; cell surface. The transcript has 6 exons.